AUGACAAGCUUAAUUCGGUUAUGGAGUUCUUCUUUCGAGCUUACUGUUGGUGAAAUAUCUCGAUAUAGAAUUCAAUUUGAUAGUACAAAGCAUUCUCCUAGUACAGCUUGGCCUCCUUCGAACCUUAUAGUUAAAAUUACAAAUGAAACACCAAUCUUAUACCGUGGAGCUGUCUUAAGCGGCCCUUAUAACAUCUCGGCUUCAUGUAUUGAAACUGAACAUGCUAGAAGACUAAAAUUGCACCCUGAUAAUCUUUUCACUCCGAACUUGAAACCUGUUAUCAAAUGUGGUGAGACUUGGCAGUCAAAGUUAAUAGUUCCUUCAAAUGGCAUCGGUGAUUGGACGAUUGAUGUAUUGUGCGAAAUUCUUUUCUCUUCUAAUAAAGUCAAAUAUAAUGUCUGUAUAUUUGCUUGUGUACCUGAAGAAGCGACUGUCAUUGACGAAUUACAAAUAUUUGACGGAAAAGCGGUUGUUAGUCAGGAUGGUACGACAACUACCUAUUCUUCUUCAAUAAAAUACGAGUUUUUAAAGCCGCAUGAUAUCUUUAAGAUGCCAGAUCUUACUACUUUUUCAACUAGAGAUAUUCACCUUGUAGUAUUGACUCAUGGAAUCCAUGGGUCUAUGCUAGAUGAAUUAUAUUUGAAGGAAGCUCUUGAGGAAAAAUACAUGGAUCGAAAGACUGAUCGAAUCAUUUUUUUCAUGUCUGAUGUGAAUCAUUCUGGCACUGAAGAUGGUAUUGAAAUAUGUGGUAAAAGAUUAGCUAAGGAGCUCUUAAAAUAUGUUGGAUGGCCGUGGGGUCCAAACAAUAAUGACCGUGACAAUAUUAGUAGUACAAGUGAUUCUAGAAAUGAACCUUUGAUUUCAAAAAUAUCUUUAAUAGGCCAUUCAUUGGGUGGUUUAAUAAAUGCAUUCAUGGCAGGAUACCUACACAGUGUCACAAACGGUGCAUUUUUUAAUGAUGUUCAACCGAUCCAUUUCAUUACAAUCGCUACACCUUGGCUUGGGUCUACUGAUCUAUCAUGGUACAUAAAGGCCGGACUUAAAUUCGGUGUAGUUGGGCAAACCGGCAAAGAUUUGGCCUUAAUUGCUCGAUCCACAGAAGAACAGGAAAAUGCAAAAGGAGCCGUAAAGGAAGACACUAGAGAACAACCACUAUUGCUAGCUCUUGCGCAACUAAUGUCGCCAUCGCAUAUAGCGGUUUCCAAAUUCCGUAAUCGUACAUUGUAUGCGAAUAUCGCAAACGAUUUGGUAGUUUCUUUCCAAACUUCUUCACUUUAUUUUCACAAAUAUGAUGAUAAACUAUCAUUCAAAUGCACUAUAAAUGAUCAACUAAGACAUGUUUUCGUUUCGCUUAGUCCUCUUGACAUUACAUCAGAUUAUAUUUCUCGAUCUAUUAAAGGAUCAUCACCAAUUGUAUAUGAUGUGAUGGUUAAGCCUGAAGACGUUUCACCACCAAAAGUGGGUGUGGAUAUGUCUAUGGAAGAACAAAUCGCUAGAGAAUGGCAUAAAGAUAUGUCAUGGCGUAAAGUUUUCGUACAACUUGAGGGAGAGGCUCACACACACGUAAUUGUGAGAAGAAAGUGGCUAAAUGCUGCAGGGUGGCAAGUUAUUGAGCAUUUGGUGAAUGGACAUGAUUUUUAG
Messenger RNA from Cetraspora pellucida, 1641 nucleotides. Lineage: Eukaryota; Fungi; Glomeromycota; Glomeromycetes; Diversisporales; Gigasporaceae. The record is from the annotation of a GenBank genome assembly.